AUGUCUCAACUCGACAACUUCCGCACGAUCAAUAUCGACCGCCUGGACCCGGAGUCCUCGGCCAACUUCCCAAUGGAAACCCUCCUUCCCGCGACGCUGCCACCCCCCGAGACCUCCAGUGAUGCUGCCAACGUCGCAACACAGGUGCGCCAACUGCUGCGCGGCGGUGACCCCGAGGGCGCACUGCGGCAUGUCCUCGACACAGCCCCGCUCGGCGGCGACGACCGCGCCAAGGAGGUGCACCUGGCUACCGUUAUUGAGGUGCUGCAGGGGAUUCGGCAGGGGGAGAUGACUCGUGUGCUGGAGGGGGUAUGUGCUGGGGACGGCGGGUCGGAGAGGGCGGAUUGUUUGAUGAAGUAUCUCUACAAGGGAAUGUCCUCGCCUGCCCCCGGUAGCGGGACUCAGUCGCCGCGCAGCAUGUCCGUUUCGCCGCAGAGUACCGGCGGGUUCUCACAGAUCCAGGGGCGGAAUUUGGGCGAAGGUGGCGGUGGACAGCAGAUGAGUGUGUUGCUGAGCUGGCAUGAGAAGCUCGUCGAGGUGGCAGGCACUGGAUCGAUUGUGCGGGUCAUGACGGACCGCCGGACGGUUUGA
Molecule: messenger RNA, 591 nt
Organism: Penicillium lagena
Lineage: Eukaryota; Fungi; Ascomycota; Eurotiomycetes; Eurotiales; Aspergillaceae
Product: actin-related protein 2/3 complex subunit 5 family protein
Exons: 2
Coding region: 1-591 (196 amino acids)
Biological process (GO): Arp2/3 complex-mediated actin nucleation; regulation of actin filament polymerization
Cellular component (GO): Arp2/3 protein complex; cytoplasm; actin cytoskeleton
Molecular function (GO): actin filament binding
Source: RefSeq, a predicted model, not a curated record